Messenger RNA from Anneissia japonica, 2461 nucleotides. Its product is annotated as cystine/glutamate transporter-like. The record is from RefSeq and is a predicted model, not a curated record. Gene Ontology annotation, molecular function: L-amino acid transmembrane transporter activity. Lineage: Eukaryota; Metazoa; Echinodermata; Crinoidea; Comatulida; Comatulidae. Gene Ontology annotation, biological process: amino acid transmembrane transport. Gene Ontology annotation, cellular component: membrane. The transcript has 10 exons. The coding region runs from base 139 to 1611 and encodes 490 amino acids.
UGGUCUAUCGAUGUACGUGUACUCUCCAGCAAUAUUAACAAGUUUUAAUCAGUUUGAUUAAGAGAGACCUGCAUACUAACUCUUGAUACUGUAGUAGGGAAGCACAUAAUGCACUAACCGCUAGGAGCAAUCUUCAGUAUGGACACACCACGUAAGCAGAGCAUCAAACCCAACACCUCAAUUUCAGCAAGCACGGGAGAAAACGAAGAAGUUAAUCUUGUCCGCCAACUUGGAAUAUUCUCUUACACUGUGUUAAUUGUUGGAACAGCUAUUGGUUCUGGUAUUUUCAUUUCCCCAAAAGGAGUAUUAGAAUACACACAUACCGUUGGGUUGUCGAUGGUGGUAUGGAUACUUUGUGGUGUUCUUUCUACAUUUGGUGCGCUCAGUUACGGGGAGCUAGGCACAACAUUUUCUAAAUCCGGAGGAGAUUUUAUAUACCUUUUAGAAUCGUUUGGACCUAUGACGGCAUUUCUUAGAGUAUGGACAUGCCUUGUAGCUGUCAUUACUGGAUCAUAUGCUGUUUUGGGUAUAACGUCAGCUACGUAUAUUCUAACACCUUUUUAUCCUGACUGUCCUGUUCCGGAUUUGGCCGUGCGUUUCCUUGCUGCGGCAAUAGUGUGUGCAAUUUUCUUUGUGAACUGCGUCAGCGUUCCUUUAUCAUCUCAUCUAAAUGUUUUAUUCACCUUUGUCAAAGUUGCUGGCUUGGUUGUGAUCGUUGUUGCUGGUAUAGUGUUGCUUAUUCAGGGAAACACAGAAAAUUUUGAAAAUGCAUUCCAGGGCGACGGAGACUUCAAAUGGAUAGAACUACCGCUGUCAUUUUAUUCCGGCCUUUUUGCAUAUGCCGGAUGGGAAAUUACAGCUUCUAUGACCGAAGAAUUAAUUAAACCAUCAAGGACUAUUCCCGUCUCAACUCUCAUUGCCAUGACAAUAGUCUCGUUUGUGUUUAUCAUGGCAAAUGUUGCAUAUUUUACCGUUCUUACUCCUGCCGAGAUCAUGGCAUCUGAUGCUGUUGCAUUGAGUUUUGGUCAGAAGGUAUUCGGUAACAGUGGCUGGAUCCUAUCUGUUGUAGUAGCAUUUUCGUGUAUAGGUGCAAUGAAUGGCGGAGUCUUAUCAACCUCCAGAAUGAACUAUGCCGCGUCACGUGAGGGUCAAUUGCCUAAACUUGUGUCGAUGAUACACAUUAAUUACAAAACACCAAUGCCGUCUGCAGUGAUUAUGCUUCCAAUCAGCAUAAUUUUGCUUGUUGGUGAUAGUGUGUACAGUCUUAUCAAUUACCUUAGUUUCACAAGAUGGUUGUUUGCCGCCCUCACCGUUGCCUCAGUACCAUAUUUCAGAUGGAAGUAUCCAGAUUGGGAACGUCCAUUCAAGGUUAACCUGUUAAUACCAAUCAUCUUUGCCAGCUUCACUUUAUUUGUAGUCCUUGUCUCCCUUGUAUCAGCACCAAAGGACUGUGGGAUUGGACUGCUUAUUAUGUUAGCUGGUAUUCCAGUGUACUUGAUAGGCGUGUGUUGGAAAAACAAGCCGAUGUGGUUUGAAGAAGGAAUAGAUAAAUUCAAUGCAUUUGGUCAAAAACUCAUGUUGGUCGUUGAAAGUGAGAAGAAAGAAGACUGAUACGGGCACAACACAACUCAAAACUAAAAGGCAGUGUUUAUGUAGCCGGUAGUUCGCUUAGGCCUAUUAUAUUAUUUUAGUUAGGGCAACCUCUAACUCUAACCUUAAUGAUAGGCAAAGUUUUAGUUUUAGCCGGUAAAAUACACUAAAGGCGUUUUUGGUAUAACGUUCAGAAAAAUUAAACGCUAAUUGUAAGCUGUGGUUAAAGAAUUUAAAACAAAAAUGAUUUAAUACGAUACAAAUGUCAAUUCUGAGUCUAUGUCUGAGUUCAGUGUAUAAAAAUUUACUGCAUACCUACCGCAUAUAUCUAUCAUAAUACUCUAUAGUAAACUUAAAAACUUUUAAAAACAAUAAUUAAAUAGUACUAAUUAUUUCUAACUGUUUUGUACGUAUUUCAUGGAUUAUUCCUAUGAUAACCAUGGACCUAGGUCCAUGGGAUAACUAUGUUAACAUAACUGCCUUUGGCGUUGCUCUUGUUUUAACUUACUUUUUAUGUAAACAUACUUAUUAAGCAAAUAAACAAGCUGUUUGUGAUUGGCUAUUACAUUUAUUGUUGAUCCUGCAGUGUGGUUUGGCAAUGUUGCUAAUUCCGAAGAAGUACAUAAGUAUAGUCAUGCGAUUUAAUAUAAAAAGAUACUCUGUUCAGUCUGUUGAUAUACUACACUAUACCCUAGGAUUGAGUAAAAAAUGUAUUCUGUUUUAAAGUGUAGGCUAUAUAAUCGUGCCAAUUGUUUUGCAAUCAAAAAUUGCAGUAUCGAAUGAUCAAAAAAUUAAAAGGCUAUCAAAAUCUGUAUAUAACCUUUAGACCUCAACAAGGAAGUAUUAAAUCCACUUUUGUUCUCACAAAAAA